AUGAUUGAACUGUUGAAAGUGAAUGACAACAAAGUAAACGGAACAAUGAGAGAUAUCGGAUCUGAUUCGUUCGUGUGCCGAGUCCAGUACCUGGAUGACCUGGACCCUUUCAUGGAGUACAAUGUUCGGGAGCCUCCUAGGCCCCUGUACCACACAUUCAACACCACCAUACCCCUGUCGUACCAAAUAGCCGCCGUCCAUCGCUUGCUGCAGGCCCCACAUCGGUUGGAUGAUGCAACGCUGCAAGUGUUCAAAGACGGUGACUAUGGGCCUUAUUUGGACCUGGACUCAACGCUGGGCGAGCAAGAGGAAGAACUGGAAGGUCUACAAGAUAGACAAAUAUCAUUAGACUCCGGCAUCGCUGAUGAAGAAGUGCCUGUUAAAGUGAAUUUCAACCUGGACCUGGAUUAUGAUAUGUCGGAGGACGAAGACGAUGACUUCUUCGACGAAGAUAUUCGAAAAAAUGCCUUGGUCCUUCGCACUCAACUGUCUGUUCGCGUCCACGCAAUCAUUGAGAGGUUGCUCCACUCUCAGGGACGAGAGCUUCGCAGAGCCCUGUUCACUCUCAAGCAAAUCCUUCAGUCCGACAAGGACCUUGUGCACGAAUUCGUCGCGAACAAGGGCCUGGACUGCCUCAUGCAAGUCGGCAACAUGGCUGACCACAAUUAUCUGGAUUACAUCCUUCGAGCACUUGGACAGAUCUUGCUCUAUGUCGACGGCAUGCAUGGGGUUAUGGGCCACCAGCGCUGUGUGCAGUGGCUUUACGCUCUCAUUUCUAGCAAAUUCCGUCAUGUAGUCAAAACAGCACUCAAACUACUUCUAGUCUUUGUCGAAUACACCGAACAAAACUGUAUGCUCCUCAUAGAAGCAAUUGUGGUCGUGGAUAGCUCUAAUGCUCGACAACCAUGGUACAACAUAAUGAAGAUUCUGCAGGACUUUGAUGCAUCCGAUACGGAACUUCUCAUUUACGCUACUACUCUGAUCAAUAGAUGCCUGAACAAUGUUCCCGAUAGAGACACAUACUAUGACCAGGUGGAUGCUCUGCAGGAUCAGGGCAUUGAUGAUAUUAUACAGCUGUAUAUGUCAAAGCAAGGAACUGAUUUAGAUCUUUUGAGGCAGUUGCAGAUUUUCGAAGCUGUUUUGCUAUAUGAGGAUGGUGAUGAAACGGGAACAGCACUAAAACAAUUGGACGACUCGGUAAUCAACUCAAUACGUCGCAGAAGCAUAAACUUAAAUAGUGAGAGAAGAAAGUCUAAAAAGCAACAAUGCAAAGAAAAAGGAAACCAAAGAUAUACAUCAGGUCUCAAACAGAGAAUCCAAAAUGGGACUUUAGGACAUAGUGUUAAUGCUGUUGACGCUAUAACAGUCAUGCGGCAGAAGCAGACAGACGCGACUCCAGAGGUGAAGGACGACCGAGGAAUCUUGCUGAAUAGAGAACACAGUAUCAAAGAUUUAGCACAAAGGUUGACCAGCCCAGUCAGUCCAACUACCGAGGAAAAGCCAUUACGGGUUUCUGAUAUGGCUGGAAUUGUAUCGAAAGCCAAAGAAGAAUUAGCUAAAUCUCAAUCAAAAGAAAUUAUAAAGAGUCCUACGAUAGAAAAAUCACCUAAAGUUCAUGAAAUCAAAGUAUCAGAAAAUGAUUUGCAUUGGGAAGAACUGAGAAAAGGUUGUUUACAUAGGGAAUUCCACUUAUGCGACUUAGAUUUUUCUGAUCUCCGCGAGGAUUCCGACGAUGAGAUGUCUUCACCUGCUGUGAACGCUGCUAGUGGUCCACCACCACCACCGCCCACAAUGUUCCCACCAAUGGGUGUCCCUCCGCCUCUGCCAGGUUGUUUUCCUUCUCUUACUAAAAAUAAUGUUCCUGCUCCGCCAAAACCAGCUCUCUCAUCAGAAAUGUCAAACGACUCUGACAGCUCCACAAUAAAGAAAAAUAAGAAAACUGUGAAGUUGUUCUGGAGAGAAAUACAAGAGAAUCCAACGCCAGUGGCGAUAAGGCCGAAGGUCGGAGGGUUUAUUUGGGAUGACCUUCCUGAGGUCAGUGUUGACACUGCAAUGUUGGAGCACCUGUUCGAAUCUAGAACUAAUGAUUUGAUUAUCAAAAAAUUAAUGGAACCAAAGAGAAACCUUAUUUUAGACGCUAAAAGAUCAAAUGCUAUCAAUAUCGCAAUGAAGAAAUUACCAAAACCACAAACGAUCAAAGCAGCUAUUAUGAAAAUGGAUGCCACCGUCGUUGGCAGAGAAGGUAUAGAAAAACUAUUGACCAUGUUACCUACUGAGGAAGAAAAGAUCAAAAUACAAGAGGCCCAGUACGCCAAUCCGGAUUUACCACUAGGCAGUGCUGAACAAUUCCUAUUAACCCUGGCUUCCAUCAACGAACUCUCAUCUCGACUAAAACUUUGGGUGUUCAAAUUGGAUUUUGACAAUUUAGAGAAAGAAAUCGCCGAACCACUGAUGGACCUAAAGCAAGGUAUAGAAUUGUUGAAAGUGAACAGAACUUUCAAAGUAAUCUUGUCCACGUUGCGAACCGUCGGAAACUACCUAAAUGGAAACUAUGCCAAAGGUUUUCGUUUGGAGUACUUAUCUAAAGUUGUGGAAGUUAAGGACACCGUGCACAAACAUCCCCUAUUGUACCACAUCUGCGAAAUGAUCAUUGAAAAAUUCCCUGAUAGCUCCGACUUUUUCAGUGAAGUCGGUCCUGUCAUUCGAGCCUCUAAAGUAGACUUCGAUGUACUCUCAGCGAAUCUCCAGAAACUGGAAUCAGACUGCAAAGCAUCGUGGGACCACAUGAAACGUGUUGCAAAACACGACGGAUCUCAGAUUUUCAAGACAAAAAUAAAUGAAUUCCUCACAGAUGCGGCGGAGAGAAUCAUCCUUUUGUCAGUUAUCAAAAAGAGGGUGAUGAGCAGAUUCAACAAAUUCUUACUCUUCCUCGGAGUCCCUCCAUGUGAUAUACCCAAGACCAAACCGGCAGAAUUCUUGAAGGUCAUUGCAGAAUUUUCUCUGGAGUACAGAACUACUAGGGAGAGGGUAUUACAGCAGCUAGAGAAAAAGGCUAAUCAUAGAGAGAGAAACAAGACUAGAGGAAAAAUGAUUAUUGAUGUGGGUAACUAUUCUCACAAAAAUGGGGACCACACUGCAGAUAGUGCUUUAAAAGAACUGUUGAAGACAGAUCCGGACACUGACAGCCUCACAGACGGUAGAAGAAAGAGUCAGCCCAACAGCAGGCGAAUCUUAGUAAAUGGAGACUUAUCAGCAGACGAAGAAAUCUUAGAAAGCCUUGUGAGGUCAGCAACAUCCAAACGCAAACCAGUAGCACGAGAGCGGAGAAGGAACCGAAUUUCUGACAGGAAGAAUUUGAACAGGACUCUAGAUGGAAACCAAUCAUGACGAGUAAUUCUUUCUACGAUCAAAGAAUAAUCAGCUUACAUACCUGGAAUUGCAAUUCAAAUCAGUACUCAAGGCUGGUUGGAGUACAAGCUUAGAUGUUUCGUAAUUAAGUGAUCGCUGGUCGAUUGCCAAGGACGAAAUAAACAUAGGCCCUUCUAUUUCAUGGGACUUAUAAAACAAAUGACGAUGCGUAGGUGACUCAGAUGUGCAUGUGUGAUGUGCACCUCCGCAAAACCGUGGAUAUGUUAAGCUCUAAUGUAGGCAUACGUAAUGACAAAAUUUUUGAAUCUCAUCCAAUAGCCAACCUUACAAAAAUGUUAAACUUUUUAUUGUAACCAAAUCCCUUACUGGUGCGAACGAAUUCUAAAUUUAAAAUGUGAAUGUUUUAUGCUGUACAAUGAAAUCACAGAA
Molecule: messenger RNA, 3798 nt
Organism: Spodoptera exigua (beet armyworm)
Lineage: Eukaryota; Metazoa; Arthropoda; Insecta; Lepidoptera; Noctuidae
Source: the annotation of a GenBank genome assembly